UCAUCGAUGUUUUUCAGUAGAUCUGGAGAAGUUGAAAAAUUUCCAAACCUUCUCGACGCCGAUUUCAACGAAGAUGGUGAUCCAGACUACAUCAAAUUGAUCUUGACUUCACGAGUGUAUGAUGUUGUGGAAAGGGCAGGAACCCCUCUCACACAUGCCAUCAAUUUGUCCCAUAAGUGCAAUUCAAACAUCUACUUGAAGAGAGAGGAUUUGCUUCCUGUAUUCUCUUUCAAAUUGCGUGGAGCAUAUAAUAUGAUUUCACAUUUGCAUUCUAACUCAAAGAUGCCACUUUCGGGUGUAAUAGCUUGUUCUGCUGGUAACCAUGCUCAAGGUGUAGCUUACUCUGCCAACAGAUUGAAAAUUCCUUCCACUAUAGUUAUGCCUACGGCUACACCUUCUAUCAAGUAUACCAAUGUUUCGAGACUUGGAUCGCAAGUUGUUUUGUAUGGUGACGACUUUGACUCGGCCAAGCAAGAAUGUGCCCGUUUGAGUUCAUUGAACAACUUGACGGAUGUGCCUCCUUUCGACCAUCCCUAUGUCAUCGCUGGCCAGGGUACCAUAGCAUUGGAGAUCACGAGACAGUUGCGCUUGGAUAAGUUGAACGCAUUGUUUGUCCCUGUUGGUGGUGGUGGUCUUAUUGCUGGUGUCGCUGUCUACUUGAAGAAGAUUGCUCCCCAUGUGAAGAUCAUUGGUGUAGAAACAAACGAUGCUGAUGCCUUGUACCAGUCGCUCAAGGCUAAAAAGCUGGUGGUACUUGACCAAGUUGGUAUGUUUGCUGACGGAACUGCUGUCAAGGUCUUAGGUAAAGAAACCUGGAGACUCUGUGAAAACUUAGUAGACGAAGUCGUUAAGGUUUCUACUGAUGAGUUGUGUGCAGCAAUCAAGGAUAUCUUUGAAGACACAAGACUGAUUACUGAACCAUCCGGAGCCUUGUCUGUAGCCGGCUUGAAGAAGUACAUUGAACAAAAUCCAGACAUUGACCACAGAAACAAGUUCUAUGUGCCCAUCUUGAGUGGUGCCAAUAUGAACUUCGACAGAUUGAGAUUCGUCAGCGAGAGAGCUGUUCUCGGUGAAGGUAAAGAAGUUUCGUUGGUGGUUACUAUUCCUGAAAAGCCUGGUGAAUUCGCCAAGUUGCAAAGUAUCAUCAAUCCUAGAGCCAUUACAGAAUUCUCGUACAGGUGUAAUGGUGCUGAUGCCAACAUCUUUGUUUCCUUCAAUGUUAUUGACAAAAAGAAGGAAUUAACCCCAAUUAUUGAAGACAUGAACAACAAUGAACAUGGAUACGAAGUAGUUGAUAUCUCUGACAAUGAAUUAGCCAAGACCCAUGGUCGUUAUUUGGUCGGCGGUAAGUCCUCUGAAGAAGUUGCCAAUGAAAGAUUAUACAGUUUCGAAUUUCCAGAAAAGCCUGGAGCCUUAUUCAACUUCUUACAAGCUUUGAAGGCUGAUUGGAACAUUACUUUGUUUCAUUACAGAAAUCACGGGCACGACAUCGGCAAGGUUUUGUGUGGUUUUACGCUUCCUGAAGGAACAGAUGACGCAGAUUUCCAGUCCUUCUUGAAUGAACUUGGAUACAAGUUCAAUGUUGAAAAUGACAACGUUGUCUAUAAGAAGUUCUUGAGAAGCUGAUUAAUCUCUGCAUUAAUUGAAAAAGAAAAUCAAAAAAGUUGGUGGUAAUAUACAUUUCAGUUU
This is a messenger RNA of Scheffersomyces stipitis CBS 6054, 1689 nucleotides long. RefSeq names its product threonine ammonia-lyase (gene ILV1). Lineage: Eukaryota; Fungi; Ascomycota; Pichiomycetes; Serinales; Debaryomycetaceae. The coding region runs from base 7 to 1626 and encodes 539 amino acids. Gene Ontology annotation, biological process: L-threonine catabolic process. Gene Ontology annotation, molecular function: threonine deaminase activity; pyridoxal phosphate binding. The record is from RefSeq and is a predicted model, not a curated record. The transcript is spliced from 2 exons.